Molecule: messenger RNA, 2464 nt
Organism: Caretta caretta (loggerhead turtle)
Lineage: Eukaryota; Metazoa; Chordata; Testudines; Cheloniidae
Gene: LRIT3
Product: leucine rich repeat, Ig-like and transmembrane domains 3
Molecular function (GO): protein binding
Source: RefSeq, a predicted model, not a curated record
UUUUAACAGAAUAUUUUCCUUUGGCAUAAUAAAGAACAAACUGGUUCAACUGAUCCUUUUCAGGAUACAUUUGAAGGUUAAGUAGCUACAGAUCUCAACUAAUCCACUGUAAUCUGCUAUUACUAAAUGGAUGUCUACAUUCACAUUCAUAGCACACAGCACACGAGUGCCUGGGAAUAAAAGUUUUUAGAUUUUGUUCAUAUCAAUUUUGCUGGGAGGAAGUCAUGUAUCUGUUUGUUUGUUUAUGCAUCAUGAUUAGCUUUUUUGAAGAGGUAAACAGUUUUUGUCCUUCACAAUGCACUUGCAUUUACCAUGGCAGAAGUGAUGGCACCGGAACAAGGUCUGUGCUGUGUAAUGACCCUGAUAUGUUUGAGAUCCCUGUGAAUGUUCCUGUGGACACAGUAAAACUUCGUGUAGAAAAAACUGUCAUACGAAGAAUCCCCACUGAAGCCUUUUACUACUUGGUGGACCUUAAAUACCUGUGGGUGACCUACAAUUGUGUGGCUAACAUUGAUGCCAGCAGCUUUUAUAAUUUGAAGCAGCUGCAUGAAUUGCGUCUGGAUGGGAAUUUGCUGUCGAGUUUCCCUUGGGAGUCUCUUGUGGAGAUGCCCAACUUACGAACCCUUGAUUUACAUAACAACAAAUUGACCAGCAUUCCAUCUGAGGCCGGUAGAUACCUGAGAAACCUCACCUACCUGGAUCUAUCCAGCAACAAACUAAUCACCUUGCCAUCAGACCUAAUGGACAUUUGGCCCCCCUUCUCAGAAGCUACACCGUCCAGGAACACAGAUCCGGCAGCACAGAGACUCAUAUUAGGUUUGCAGGACAAUCCAUGGUUUUGUGACUGUCGGAUUUCAAAGCUAAUUGAAUUUUCCAAAAUAGUGGACACCUCUGUUAUACUUCUGGAUCCUCUUGUGGCUUGUAGUGGACCUGAGAGCCUGGCAGGUAUCUUGUUCCAGAGAGCAGAGCUGGAACAGUGUCUUAAACCAUCAGUGAUGACUUCAGCAACAAAAAUCACAUCACCUCUGGGAAGCAAUGUACUGCUACGCUGUGAUGCCACUGGAUAUCCAACCCCACAACUUACCUGGAUCAGGUCAGACAAUUUACCGGUGAACUAUACAGUAAUUCAAGAAACUCCAGGAGAAGGUGUCAGAUGGUCCAUAAUAAGUCUGACAGGGAUUUCAUACAAGGAUGCAGGGGACUACAGAUGUAAGGCCAAAAAUUUGGCGGGAAUGUCAGAAGCUGCUGUUACUGUCACUGUGGUAGGUGUUGUCACUACGACUGUGUCACCACAAAAGUAUGGGAAGAAGUUUGAAGCAGACCAACAAAAUAACACACAGGAGGAAGCCAAGCAAGAAUCUGAAAAAAGCACCACACCUCCUCCACCCUUAACAUCGCUACCCACAACAAUGGCUACCACUGAAAGGCCAACAGGUGCCAAGAUCACAGACAAAAAGCAAUCCAAGUCCAUUGCUGAUGGGAAAAAAAGUUCAAAGGGAGUAACAAAUGGAAACAACAAAAAGCCUGAAGAAACCAGCAAAAAAGAUGAGGAGACUUCAUUGAAUGCAGCAGCACUGGCUGAACAGAAUGUCACCAUAAAGUACCUGAAAGUUAUUAGUGAAACGGACGAAAGAGUUACCUUAACUUGGAAAACCAUCAAUGCCACAAGCAACUCUGCAGUGACUGUAUUGUACUCAAAGUAUGGUGAGAAAGAUAUGCUGCCUCUGAGUACAGAUCCCAGCAAAAACAAAGUCACAAUAGAUGGUUUGCAGCCUAGUACACAAUACAUGGCAUGUGUCUGUCCCAAAGGAGUCCCACCUACAAAAGAUCAAUGCAUUAUUUUCUCCACUGAUGGAAUACAUGAUGAGAGUGGUUCUCAAGUUUCUAUUUUGGUCAUGACUAGCAGUGUGGCAUGUGUGAUUGUUCUACCUUUGAUAUUUUUCUUACUCUAUAAAGUUUUAAAACUUCACAGGAAACCAAAAUCUGCUAGGGAAGCUGACCUUGCAAAAGAGACCUAUGUCAAAUUUGAAACACUUUCCUUGAAGCCCCGUUCAGUGGGCACAGGAGGAGAGCUCUGGACUCGAAGAGACACUGGUGAGUCAGAAAGACUUCUGCUUUGCUCUAGGUCAAGCAUGGAUUCUCAGAUGACGUUCAAAAGUGAGGGCUCCAGGUCUGAGUACUUCUGUUGAGUGUUGUAUACAGUGGACAAUGUGAAAUACACUAAGGGUAAAACUAAUUCCAAACUGCAGUCUUGUAUCUGAAAGCAGAUCAGUGCCAGGUAGGAAAUGCCACUAUGAGAUAUAGCAUCUCAUACAACUCAGACUAUUGUGGUAGGAGGGGGAAAGGGAAAUUGACACCAGUGUUUGUGUUUUUUUUGUCUUUUUUACAUCCUGUCAUGCAUCCUGUGACUUCUGAUAUGAGAUAGUGAUGUUCCUAGGAGAGUAAAUAGAGCAUAAAGUAAUUC